Molecule: messenger RNA, 606 nt
Organism: Colletotrichum truncatum
Lineage: Eukaryota; Fungi; Ascomycota; Sordariomycetes; Glomerellales; Glomerellaceae
Source: RefSeq, a predicted model, not a curated record
AUGUCCUCUUAUACGACUUUCGCCGGGGCGAACGCAAGCAGUGCUUGGCUGUCAGUACUCCAUAUUUGGAACCUUAAUCGCGCCUACUUGGUAUCUAUUGUGGGCGUUUCGCCGCGAAGCGAUAUCGACUUCUUCAAGGCUGAUGAGAUCGGCCGAGUUCUAUCUCGUACUAGAGCCUUCUACAAUGAGGAGAUUGGAGAUAACGAGUAUUAUUACAAGCUCAACAAAUACUAUCAUUAUAUCACUCAUGCCUCUCCCCAGUUAACACUGCUCGACGAUAUCCCAGUCGACCUUAAAAUGCGCCUGACACCAGAAGAUCAACAUAGCCUCGAAUUUCUCUACAAUAAGCGUACACAACACCAAAAUCAAUACCAAAACCAGCCGGAGAGACCUGUGCUUGAGCUGCCUCCCAUGGUAGUGUUCCUCAUGUGGUUGUAUCCCGGAGACCUCGGAGGAGAAGCCACCAAGAGUUUGAAGAAGUUUCUCGAAUCGAAUAAUGCUCUUCAAGAUUCCCUUGACGCGCUCCGGGAGGAACCCAUACCGGGCUAUCGGCUUGCCGGUUCAGGAUCCCCUCUCUGUCUUGAGACGCACGAUCGCUGCCGCUGA